CUCAAAGGGAGAUGGGUUGGGAGAAUUGUCUAGUUGCUUGGCAUGGCGCUUACACUCGAGGGGAUUAGGCCGAGCCCACUAUUAUACUUGAGGUUGUUGCAUCACAAGAUCUGUGGAUCUGGCACGCCUUCAUCGGAGUUGCUGGCUCAAAUAACGACAUCAACAUUCUCAACCAAUCCAAGUUGUUCAACGACGUCCUAUCAGGCAAUGAAUCAGCGGCGCACUUCAUCGCCAACAAUUCUCAUACAAAGCUGAUGUCUAUAGCUUUGGGAUGUUGCUGAUGGAAAUGGUGGGCUUAAAGAGAUACUCGAUUGGAAACAAUGGUGAUUCUUCUAGCAAGUAUUUUCCAUAUUGGAUAUACGACCACUUUAAUCAAGGCAAGGACAUUGAAAUGGGAAAUGUUGAUGAAAAUGAGAUCACGAGGAAAGUUGUUCGAAAGAUGACAAUAGUUGCAUUAUGGUGCAUACAGAUGAGGCCACAUGAUCGUCCAUCAAUGAAUAAAGUGUUGGAAAUGUUGGAAGGAGAUGUUGAGAGUUUGCAUAUUCCUGAGUACCCGUCUCAGUCUGCUCAGAUUGUAGUAAAUGUGGAUCACACAGGAACUACAUAUUCGACUGAUUCGGUAUCAUUGCUACAUCAUAAUGAUGCUUCGCCCAGUGUCGAGAUCACUAUGCAAGAGUGAUCAAGUUUGCAGAAGCAGUCAUGGACAUAUAUAUCAAAGCUGGAAUGCGUUGCAAUUCACUUGCUGCAAAUGACAUAUGAGAUAUGUAUAAAAACAUUUGUUCUAGUAGUUGGGAAGACAGAAAACAAGUAAUUAAGCCAAUUCAUAGGUAACAAUGUUAUGAAUAUGUGUCUCCAUAGUUUCUUUAUUCUCAUCUUUUCUUAUGAAGCAUGACAACAUGUGGUGCACUUCCUCAGCAUUCAUCUUCAUUUACCCUGCGCUGAAGAGGCGACCAAAGAUUUUUUUUCCAUAAAUCCAUAUCCCCUUUAAUUUCUAUCAAUCUAGA
This is a messenger RNA of Salvia miltiorrhiza (redroot sage), 1004 nucleotides long. Its product is annotated as PR5-like receptor kinase. Lineage: Eukaryota; Viridiplantae; Streptophyta; Magnoliopsida; Lamiales; Lamiaceae. The coding region runs from base 272 to 679 and encodes 135 amino acids. The record is from RefSeq and is a predicted model, not a curated record. Gene Ontology annotation, molecular function: protein kinase activity. The transcript has a single exon.